AUGAAAACACCGCUGUUGAAUUUGGCAGCGUAUCCUUCUUGCCCCUCGGCUCCUCCUCAGACAGUGUACAGUUUUUAACGCGACAGUAAAUCACCUCUCCCCUCCCCGGCUGGCUGAUGGGCGGCUCAGCACGGCGCUGCCCGCCCUGUGGGUGUGUUUAAAGCAAAUAGGCCUCCGCAUCCACCUGCUAGCGCCCUGCCUCCCACAGUCAGGAGCGCCCAACUUUCCCGAGGAGCACACGCUGCGUGUCUGGACCUCUGUACGCUACAGGGACUUUGUUUCUCACUGCUUUACCCACGAGAUGUUGAUUGUGCUCGUGCGGAGACAGUGUCUCUUCGCCUCGCGCUUUCUCAAAAGAUUUUCCUAA
Xyrichtys novacula (pearly razorfish) is the source of this 367-nucleotide messenger RNA. The record is from the annotation of a GenBank genome assembly. Lineage: Eukaryota; Metazoa; Chordata; Actinopteri; Labriformes; Labridae.